This is a messenger RNA of Danaus chrysippus (African queen), 1410 nucleotides long. NCBI's taxonomy places the organism in Eukaryota, Metazoa, Arthropoda, Insecta, Lepidoptera, Nymphalidae. The record is from the annotation of a GenBank genome assembly.
AUGAAGACCACGGAAAAAUCAAACAGAAAAUAUGAAUAUGUGGCUCCAGAAGGAGGCUGGGGUUACGUAGUGUGCGUAGGACAUAUCAUAAAUUCGAUCACUAUUACCGCCUUCUUGAAUUGCUUCGGAAUGAUUUACAAAGAUUUAUUUAUUAAAUUGAACAUGGAUUCAACUUCCAUCACGUUGCUAAAUGGGCUCAGUGCGACUUUCAUGUCAUUAUCAGGUUUCCUCACCGGUCCUUUGUUGAAAUUUUUAUCCAUUAGACAACUGGGUUUGCUGGCGACCGUAAUAUUUAAUCUUGGGAUGUUCGGGAUGGUAUUUGUAUCGUCUAAAAUAGCAUUCUACGUUUGUUUCGGUGUCUUACAGAGUCUCGGGAACGGAGUUAUAUUCAAUUUGUCGUGCACGGUAUUGAACAAUUACUUUGUUAAGAAAAGAUUGUUUGCAAUAAGUUUCACUCAAACUAUUAUAGCUGUAUCUGGGCUAGUGGUACCCCAGUUUUUAAAAUGGUCGUUGGAUGCAUACGGACUACGAGGAACUCUGCUUUUGAUAUCCGGGAUAUGUAUACACAAUAUUUUUGGCAUGAUUCUGAUGCAACCUGUCGCUUGGCAUUUGAAACAAGUUGAAGUACCUGAAACAGAAAAGGAUAUACUUGAAACAAAAGCGUUUCUGGCAAAGGAGCAUCAAAUUUCUAAUAAGGAAAAUAACAAACAAAAAUUGAAUGAAGCGGGCGAAGUUGUCAUUAGUGAGAAAUAUAAUAUUGAAGAGGGGACCAUUUAUAGCUCGAAAUCUAAGAGCAUAUUAUCGAAAUUUCUGGAUUUUAAAGAAUACCGAUCAUUCCUAUUAUCAAAUGCAUACCUUGGUAUGGGACUAUGUACUUUUUCAGAUUUCACUUUUAUAAUAAUGCUUCCUCAGGCUUUAUAUUCUAUGGGAUGGGAUGAAGCGAAUGUCGCUUGGGGGUUAUCACUUAUUGCUACAGGAGACUGCGCCUCCAGAUUUUUAUUAAUAUUUUUGAGCGGUUGGUUGGUGAAUUUUGGAAGCCACGAGAUUUAUCUAGUUGGACUCAUAAUAGCUUUUAUUACUAAAAUAGGCAUGCUCUGGUCAGAAAAUAUGACGAUAAUAUUUAUUUUCAUAACCAUAAUGGGAGUGUCGCGCUGCCUAACAUUAGUGUUAAUGCCGUUGGUCAUCGCAGACGCUGUAAAACCUGAACUCUUUACAGGUGCUAUGGGAUUGGAGUUGACAAUCGUUGGAAUUUAUAGUUUGGUUUUAGGCCCAGUUAUAGGUGCAGUUCGAGAUCUGACCGAUAGUUACGCAACAGCAUUUUACAUUCUAGCUUCCUGUUUCGGAGUAAUUAUAGUAUUUUGGUCGAUAGAACUCCUUUACAAGAAGAAUAAACAUAAAAGACAAACAUAA